AUGGCUUACAGUGCAGUAUGUUACCUGGUAAUUACACACAAACCUUUGUUUACUGUAUUGUCCUGAAACUUCAGUGAUUCUGGAUUGUGGGCACCAGUUCUACAGACUCUGUAUUAUCAUGAUUUCAUAGAGAACAUUGAACCUUCCCAUCAAGAAGUCCAGCCUGAAUUGAAAGCUGAUAGCUCAGGUUCAGAAAUCUUUGGGAUCAAAAGUGUAACAGAAUACAGGAAACUGACUGCAGGGAGAAGGACGAAAUGCAUAAUCUGUGUGCUAAAAGUAGGAAAACAGAGCAGUGCUGUGGGCAACACAGACGGAAACUGGAGUUGUUCUGUUUAGAUGAUGAGGUCUUUAUGUGUGUCCUGUGUGUUCCCAGACAUUCCUGUCACAGUUUUGUGUUCUUGCAUGAAGCAGUUGAUAUGUAUAAGGAUAAGCUAACAUCAAACUUGUCAUGCCUACAGUUAAAACUGAAGGAUUUUAAAGAUUUGCAGAACAGCAGUAAUAAGGAAAUCCUUGGCAUACAGAAAUGUGCCUGCAGUUUAGAACAAUACAUUACGCAACAGUUUGUAAAACUGCACCAGUUUCUCCAUGAAAAGGAACAAAAACUCCUUCAGCAGCUUAAGAAUGAGGAAACAGUUCUGAAAGAGACAAAAGAAAACCUUGAAUGCAUUAAAAUUAAUGUUAUGAAUAGCCAAGUAUCUGAUGCCAACUUGGAAUUCAGGAAUGAAAAACUGAACACACUAUCAGAAAUGGAAGAAAAUUCUGAAAACAUUAAAAAUUAUGCUCUAGUAAACGAGAAGCCAGAAUCUGAUGAUGAUGAUCAUCGUAUAAAGCUUAGAAAACGGGAAACAAUUGGAUUUUUAGCAGAACAUACCAACAGUUUGAAACAAUACAUCACACUACAGUCUGCAAAACUACACCAGUUUCUUCGUGACAAAGAAGAAAAAUUCAGUCAGGAGCUUAAGAAUGAAGAGGCAAAAGUUCCGAAAGACCUGGGAGAAAAUUGUGAAUUCAUUAAAAUUAAUGAGCUUGACACCCACAUGGCAGUGUCUGAAGCCAUCUUGGAGCCCAAGAAUGAAGAAGUGGGGACUCGGACAGAGAUGCAAGAAAACUCUGAAGAUAGUUAUGCUGUGGUAACUCGGGACACAGAAACUAAUGAUAAUAUGGAGUUUAGGAAACAGGAAACCACCGGCUUGUUAACAGUGCCAGAAACAUUUGAGGAUGUUGCAGUCAUAUUUUCUGAAGAAGAGUGGAAGAUGUUAAGAAAACAGGACAAGGAGCUUCACAGGGAAGUGAUGGUACAAAAUUAUGACAGCCUACUUUCAUUGGGUUACAGAAUCUCACCAAGGAAUUUAUUACUACUCCUUAAAGAAGGUGGUGAUGUUGAACUGCCACAUGAUGAUUUGGAAGGGAAAAAUAUCACAGAACAUGAAGCUAAUACCGAAGACAAGUUCAGUAGGAGGAAAACUCAGCUAUAUCACCAAUCGCAGACUCUGCAACAGUGUUCUCAGCCUGUAAAAGGCGGUAACAAGCUUCAUCUCCUUCCGGUACAGCCGCUUUCAUCGGCUCCUAACUGCAGCAAUAACUCUGAAUGUGACAAUGGUACCCCUCAGUUACAGCAUUCAAAAGAAAACAUACAACAGUGUGCUCAGUCUAUGAAGAGCUCCAACAAGCUUCAUUUCACUGCUAUAGUCCAGGUUCAGUCUGGACUUAAUUGCACCCACAGCUGUAAAGAUGAGACUGAAACCCUGCAGGUACAUCACCUGACAGAGAACCUGCAGCAGUGUGAUCAGAGCGUGAAGAGCUCUGACAGGCUUCUUAUUCCUGCACCACAACCUCAUCCAGGAUUUAACUGCUGCAAGAGUUAUGAGUGUCACAGUGGAUCCCCUGAGUUGUUCCACCUGUCAGAGCACACUGCUGCAGGUUCUCCAUCUUUGAAUGGUUACAACAAGUGUCAUAGUCCUGCACUGCAGCUACACUUAGGACAUACCUGCAACCAGAGCUCUGAAUAUGACAAUGGAAUACCUCCAGUGCAUCACCUGGCAGACAAUGUACAGCAACAUGGUCAGCAGUUUAAGGAUUAUGUCAACUGCCACCAGUCAGAAAAUAACUGCCACAAGAGCUCUGACUAUAGCCAAAGUUUGAGUGUACAGAAAAGCCCAGUGACGUACUCAAGGAUUCAUAAAGAGAUGAAAUCAUAUAACAUUCCGACAGGAGAGAAGCCUUAUAAAUGUGUUGAAUGCAGCAAGUGUUUUUCAAAGAAACAUAUUAUGAUACGUCACCAGGCUGUUCACACAGAAGCGAGACCAUAUAAGUGUCCUGACUGCAGUAAGAGUUAUAAAGGAAAGAGUUCACUCCUGUAUCAUCAAAAGACUCAUCGUGGGGAGAAACCAUAUAAAUGUGAUGGAUGCAGUAAGUGUUUUAAACAGAGGAGUGAUCUUGUACGCCAUCAAGCUAUUCACAGAAGGGAGAUGCCAUAUAAAUGUCCUGACUGCAGUAAAUGUUAUAAACAGAAGGAUGCUCUUCUGUACCAUCAAAAGACCCACAUGGAGAACAGACCACAUAAAUGUCCUGAAUGUGGUAAGAGUUAUAGAGGAAAGAGUGCUCUUUUGUAUCACCAAAUGACACAUACAGAGGAGAAACCGUAUAAAUGUUCUGAAUGCAAUAACAGUUACAGGGCAAAGAGCUCUCUCCAAUAUCAUAAAAGGGCACACUCAGGGAAAAAAUUGAGGGAUGAAAAGUCAGCAAGCAAUGGACGGAUGAAAAGUCAGCAAAUGCCUAAGUUGCUACAAAAGAAUCACAUUAAUCCUGCAGAGCAGAAUAAUCAGCAAACGGCAGCAGACAGUUCUUGGGGUUGCAAAGCCUCUGUGAUUCAUUGUGUAGAGUUUUUUGGGUGUGACUGA
Molecule: messenger RNA, 2900 nt
Organism: Protopterus annectens (West African lungfish)
Lineage: Eukaryota; Metazoa; Chordata; Ceratodontiformes; Protopteridae
Product: zinc finger protein 182-like
Exons: 8
Coding region: 255-2900 (881 amino acids)
Biological process (GO): negative regulation of transcription by RNA polymerase II
Molecular function (GO): zinc ion binding; DNA-binding transcription repressor activity, RNA polymerase II-specific
Source: RefSeq, a predicted model, not a curated record